AUGGAAAACAGUUAAUAAAGAGGGAAUAUAUUCUCUGCUGCAAAAUAGCAAAGCUAUAAAUCAAAGACUCCUUCUCAUGUCAAAAGAUACUCUGAAGGCAGCAAUCUAUUUUAGAUAAAACGGUCGCCUUAGAACAACAACUAUCAAUUCAAAAAUAUUAUAGAAAAAUUAGUGCUUGAGAAUGACAAAAAUAAGCCUGCUCAGGAUUAAGAAGGUUUCAAUAAUACAAAAAAUAAGAACUUCAAUGACUUCAGCACUAAUACGAAGGAUAUGAGGGGCAUCAAUCAGGUGCAAAGCUUCAGGGUGAAUGAACCAAAAUGGAAGAAGUAUCUUGAAAAGGAGAAUUCUUAGCAGAAGGCUUAGAUGAAGGUAGAUUAUAUCAAUAGGCUUGAUGACGAUAAUUCUGCUUUUAAUUAUAAUUACAAAGCAGAAAUUAGCAGUGGAAUUUACUAAAUCAAACCAAGACAAGAAGAGGAGUAGUUAAACAAGAGAUUACACAUCUUUUCAGAAGAGUAUUCAUUCAGAAGAAAAACAAGCUAAAGUUUGAUUGAGGAGUAGGCAAACUAAGACCAUUUUACUUUCAAUAGAAAAGUAGAACAGAGUUAUCACUAGUAGAAUCAGAGCAAAAACGAAUCUCCAAAUAAUUACUAUUCAAGAUUAACUACGACUUAAGCUGAUGGAGAAGAUCUGCACUUUGAGUCCCAGGAGCUUAAACUAAGUGAUAUCCUAAAAUCAGCAAACAUGAAGGAAUAAUAGCUUUUAUUCAGCAAGAGAUCAUCUAAUCCUUCUUCAAGCUAAAAAGACUCAAACACUUUUCUAAGUGAGAGAAAAGACUUUGAUUCAAACAAUAAUCCAAUUAAUGAUAAAUAGUCUUUAAAAAUUACUCCUUUCGAUUUAGAGAAGUAAUUGAAUUUGGAGCAUGUGAAUAAAGAUCCCACUGAUUAGGAUUAGUACGAUUCUGAAUAAAUAGAAUUUUAUGGUUGGUCCUUAUCCCCUAAAAGCAUCGGCAAGAAAUUUAGGGACUUCGAAUCUAACUUUAUAGCACUAGAUAGUAAGGAGGAGACAACACCUUUUAUAAGUAUUAAAGAACUGAUCUAUGGACUUAAUGAAUCAGAUAGUUCCAAUCAAGGCGAUUAAAUAGGCAAUACUAGCAAUGAUAUGAAAGAAUUUGAUUAAACUAAGGAAUAGUAAAUUGGUCUCAAUAUUACAUCUGGCUCAGUAAACGAGAAUCUUUUAGAUUCGUUCCAUGUUCAAAAUGAAGUCUAGUAAAGAGUGAAUUUGUGUAACGCCUCACCCGAGUCGUAGAAACGAGCUUAAAAUCACUUCACAGGUUUCUCAGACAAACUAUAGAGAGUAGCCAAUUAAAAGUCUCUUAACCAUAGAGUCUAGACUUAUAACUAGCAUUCACUUAUGCAAUUUAAGCAAAAAGCUGCGAUUGGGUAAUAAAAUGAAGUCAAAGUUUACUCAGGUUAAGGAGUCCUUAAAAAUUAGCAAUAAACAUAAAAUUCUUCAACAACUUAUUAAAGAUUCUUAUACAACUAUCAAGACAAUAACAGUCAGCUCUCUACAAAUAUGAAUUCUAAUUAAUUAUAAUAGUAGAAAACUCCUCAUGAUUCUAGUAGAGAUAUUGCUUAACAAAACAGAGCUUUAGGAUUAAGCAAAAGCAGUGAAAGAUUUAAAAAUUAUAAAUAACCUAAUCAGUUUAAGAAAUGA
This is a messenger RNA of Stylonychia lemnae, 1713 nucleotides long. The record is from the annotation of a GenBank genome assembly. Lineage: Eukaryota; Ciliophora; Spirotrichea; Sporadotrichida; Oxytrichidae.